AUGGCCGCCAUUAAUCAAGCUUCAAGCUUUUUAUGUUCUUCUUCUUCAUCAUCUUCUUCUUCUUCUUCCCAUAGAGAAGUAGCAAGAGCUUCUCUUCAGUUCCCAAAGAUUCAAACAAACGGUCUAACCACCCUCAUCCCAAAGAUCCAAUCAAACAUGGGUUUGGUUGAAGAAAUGGAUCAGUUUUCAAGAAUCACAGUACCCAAAAACCCUAGCAAAAACCCUGAAGUGAUGGAGAAGCUUUAUGUGGUAUUGGAGGCUGUUUCUGAUAGAGUGGAGAUGCAUAAGAACAUUGGAGAGCAAAGGAAUAACUGGAACAGCCUGUUGUUGACAUCUAUCAACACCAUUACUCUUUCUGCUGCAACCAUGGCUGCCAUUUCUGCUGCCAUAACCACUGUGCCUGGUGCACCUUUGGAAGCACUUAAUCUUUCAUCUACGUUUAUGUAUCUGGCAGCCACUGGUAUGCUGGUUAUCAUGAACAAGAUCCAACCUUCCCAACUCGCUGAAGAACAACGAAACGCUGCAAGAUUGUUCAAGCAACUCGAAAGCGAAAUCAAGACGAAAGUUGCCAUAGGCAAUCCUACUCUCAGUGAUGUGAAUGAAGCUAUGAAGAAAGUUUUGGCUAUUGAUAGAGCCUACCCUCUUCCUUUGCUCGGUGUCAUGCUCGAAAAGUUUCCGGCUAAGGUGGAGCCAGCGGUUUGGUGGCCCGAAAAACGGAGGACAUCAGCGAACGAAGGGCAACACGACAGAAACGGUUGGAGUUUGGAGUUGGAAGAAGAGAUGAGAGAGAUCAUUAGGGUUUUAGAGGUAAAAGAUAAAGCCGAUUACUUGAGGUUAGGUGAAAAGGCGUUGAAGCUCAACAAAGGGUUAGCCAUGGCUGGUCCUGUACUAACCGGUUUAGGAGCCAUUGGUUCAGCCUUUCUUGGAUCCUCUCCUUGGGCCAUGGUUCUUGGAACCAUGGCAGGUGCAAUGGCAAGUGUUGUGAAUACUGUGCAACAUGGUGGGCAAGUAGGGAUGGUGUUUGAAAUGUAUAGAAGCAAUGCAGGUUUCUUUAAGUUGAUGAUGGAAUCCAUAGAAUCAAACCUAAAUGAAAGAGAUGUGGAGAGCAGAGAGAAUGGUGAAGUUUUUGAGAUGAAGGUGGCAUUGCAGCUUGGAAGAAGCUUAUCUGAGCUUAGAGAAGUUGCAGCUUCAUCUUCUUCAAGAGAUGGAAGAGCCAUUGAAGAGUUUGGAAGCAAGCUUUUCUAAGUAAUUAAUAAAUUGUUUAUGAUAAUUAAUAGUUUAGACCAUAGUGAUCAGUGAUCUCUAGAUUAACUUUUUCAUUAUGUAUAUAAAAGU
Molecule: messenger RNA, 1335 nt
Organism: Cynara cardunculus var. scolymus (artichoke)
Lineage: Eukaryota; Viridiplantae; Streptophyta; Magnoliopsida; Asterales; Asteraceae
Product: probable F-box protein At4g22030
Exons: 1
Coding region: 1-1245 (414 amino acids)
Source: RefSeq, a predicted model, not a curated record